Messenger RNA from Bursaphelenchus xylophilus (pine wood nematode), 715 nucleotides. The record is from the annotation of a GenBank genome assembly. Lineage: Eukaryota; Metazoa; Nematoda; Chromadorea; Rhabditida; Aphelenchoididae.
AUGCUCAUCGAAGAGCCAAAGAAACCCUUCAUUCUGAUGGUCGAUAUUCCCGCUUCAUCUUCUCACCUCUCAGUCGAACUGUUUCCUCCACGAAUCGACGCCAGAAAAGGCCGACCAAGAAGAGCGACCGACAACCAGAGUCUCAGAGUUGCGGUGUUGCACAGAUGUCAGGAGGAGGCGUGGAACAGGUACAUGGCAGAGGUAAUUUAUUUAUGUUUGUGGAAUUCUGUUGAUCGGAGAAAAACAUGGGACAAGGUUAUGGGACAUUUGGAACAUAAAGUUCAUUGAAAAUGUUCAGAUAAGGCUAACAAUUUACUCUCAGUCUGGCGGGAAAAUAGUGGGGAUUUAUCGCAGAAAUUUUCGGAAUCGCGCACCAAGUCCUCGGCCGCGCGGAGACGGCUCCGGUGGGGCAAAAGUUUUUUAGCCAUGUCAAUUUGCAGCUUCAAAAAUUUUAAUUUUUUUCAAUUUUUUUCAACGUUCUGUCCGACUGCGUAUUUUAAACUCCCGAAACAACUUUUUUUAUUUUCAGCACCCAGUUGUCGCCGAACCCUGCCAAAAACACUCGCUGAUGGAGGUUGACGAAAACCCAGAAGUGGAGGCCAAGAAAUUCAAGAUCGAAGACAUGAAGCCGUUGCCCAUCGAAGAAGUCAUGACGCCAGAAGAGCUGGAAGAACUCGGUUUACUCAUUGAUGACACGAUUUUUGACAAGUUUUAG